AUGGUCAAGUUCAUCUCCACCCUCUUGGUUGCCGCCACCUUGGCCGUUGCUUCCUUCACCACCGCUGCCCCCGUCAACAAGACCGCCGAGCCCAAGAUCAAAGCCGCUUCUUCCGAUUUCUCCGGCAAGGCUACCUGGUUCACCGACUCAUACGGCUCGUGCAACUACCACUGGAACGGCGACAACGAGAACAUCGUCGCCCUGAACGCCCACCAGAUGGGCUCCCAGUCCUGGGGAAACCCCGAGUGCAACAAGCGUGUUCGCAUCACCAACAAGGCCAACGGCAAAUCCGUCGAGGCUCGCAUCGUCGAUACCUGCCCCGGUGACGAGUGCGCCUUUGGAUCCCUUGACCUCUCGCCCAAGGCCUUCAAGACCAUUGGUGAUCUUGAUACCGGUAUCCUUAACAUUGAUUGGUACUACAUCUAA
Linnemannia hyalina is the source of this 426-nucleotide messenger RNA. The record is from the annotation of a GenBank genome assembly. Lineage: Eukaryota; Fungi; Mortierellomycota; Mortierellomycetes; Mortierellales; Mortierellaceae.